CUAACCAAUUAAAAUAACUAUUGAUUACUCAUUCCUUGAUAAAAAUCUAGCUCAAAUAUAUAAAAGUUAUAUAUUUAGAUAAAUGGAAACAGCGAAAAUUUAUUUUUAAAAACUUUUAAAAGUAAACCCAUUUUUAGGAAAUAACUAUUUUCCUAGAUAUAGCAAAUUAUGGAAAUAAAGUUGCAACGGUGUUUUUAUUCCAGAUAGUGCUAUAGAAGUAGGUAUUCCUGAUUCUGAUUUACAUAUUUAUGUUAUAACUAAAAAUAAACCAUAAGAUGGAGAUUUGGCAAACGCUUGUGUUUGUGCUUACAACGAUAUGUACAUGAGACCUUCUUUUGGUAGAAUCUAAUUUGAUUUAGGAUUAUUUGGUAAAAAUCAGGAUGCUGAAUCAUUUGAGAAUGAUCUUGAAACUACUAUCCAUGAAAUUUUACAUAUCCUAGGAUUUAGUGGAUUUUAAAUGUAAUUUUGGAUAAAUCCUUAGACAGGAUAAUAUUAUGGAUAAUAUGGAUUAUCUUAAAUAACGAAAAUAGUAAUUUAUAGAGGUUUACCGACAACACUAGUUAUGACAAAAAAUAUACUUUAAACUGCUAGAAAAUAUUAUGCUUGUCCUAAUAUGGAAGGUAUGUAACUUGAAAAUGAAGGAGGAUCAGGCUCUUUAGGUUCUCACUGGGAAUAACUAAUUGUUUAAAAUGAAAUGAUGAUGGCUAGUGAUGUAAUUACAGAUGCUUAAUUAUCAGUUCUUACUAUUGCUUUAUUAAGAGAUACUGGUUAUUAUACUGAAGUAAAUGAAAACAUGGCUGAUAACCUUUAUUGGGGUAAAGGAAAAGGAUGUUCGUUUGUAAUUGAAGGAUGCUAUAGUAAACAAAAAUUUGAUGAGUUCCCGUAAGAAAUGAAAGUAUAAUGUUCUUUCGAAAAUGAUGGAUAUGGUUUUCCUGAAACUACUCCUUACUUUGAUAAAUGCUUGAUGAAAGAUAUUUAUGGCAAUAAAUUGUGUACUUCUUUUAAAAAUAAUUUUCAAUUUAAUAAUAGUGAUAUUGCAUUAGAGUAUUUUGGUAUUAGUAGUAAAUGUUUUAACUCUACAAGUAGUAAUAAUGUUAAAUUAUUAAAUGAUGAAUAAGCAAGAUGUCAUAUGUUUAAAUGUUCUCCUGAUCAUAAAUCUAUUAGUAUUUUUUUUCCUUAAAUUAAAAGAUAAAUCAUUUGUACUAAAGAAAAAGAAGAAAAGUUGAUUAAUCCUUAAAAUGAUAGAUUUGGUAAAAUUGUUUGCCCUUCAUCAUUUCUUUAAUUUUGUGAUUAUGUUCAUAUAUGUCCAAAUUAUUGUAGCUCUGUGGGUUUUUGUGUAAGAGGAGUUUGUUUAUGUUUACCUGGAUGGGGAGGAGUUGAUUGUUCUGUAAAAUGUCAUUAAGUAGUAUCAGACAAAACAUGUGUAAAAUAAUGUCCUGGAAAUUAAGUAAUUAGUCCUGAUAGAUCUUGUUAGAACUAAUGUCCUAACGGUUAUUUUAGACAUGGUCCUAAAUGCUUUUAAUGUCAUCCGUCAUGUAAAAGAUGUAAAGGAGGAACAGCUAAUGAUUGUACACUUUGUUAAUUUUUGACACAACCAAAUUAAUAUGGUUAAUGUAUAAGCAUAUAUUGA
Molecule: messenger RNA, 1630 nt
Organism: Ichthyophthirius multifiliis
Lineage: Eukaryota; Ciliophora; Oligohymenophorea; Hymenostomatida
Product: leishmanolysin family protein, putative
Exons: 1
Biological process (GO): proteolysis; cell adhesion
Cellular component (GO): membrane; cytoplasm
Molecular function (GO): metalloendopeptidase activity
Source: RefSeq, a predicted model, not a curated record